Messenger RNA from Eurytemora carolleeae, 3043 nucleotides. RefSeq lists its product as uncharacterized. The record is from RefSeq and is a predicted model, not a curated record. The coding region runs from base 44 to 2422 and encodes 792 amino acids. Gene Ontology annotation, molecular function: manganese ion transmembrane transporter activity; calcium ion transmembrane transporter activity. Gene Ontology annotation, biological process: Golgi calcium ion homeostasis; calcium ion transmembrane transport; manganese ion transmembrane transport. Lineage: Eukaryota; Metazoa; Arthropoda; Copepoda; Calanoida; Temoridae. The transcript has 16 exons. Gene Ontology annotation, cellular component: Golgi apparatus.
AUUUCACCCGAUGCUAAUUUCAGAAUUUGUAAAAUGAUCUAAUAUGUCGGGACGAGGAAGCAAAGAUAAAACCAGAUUUGCUCAGAGUGGAACCAGGAACAGGAUCUACCAGCGGAAGAAAAGUUUUCCUGACUCCGCCCGACUUGAAUCUCCGGACGGUCGGUUUGAGUUUACGGACCUGGAGAACGUGGUUUCGUCCCCUGUCACCCUGGCGGACUUGAAGGGGAAGGAUAUUCUCAGCAGCUCCGAGUUCUCCAAGAGCUUGCUCAAGGUUCCGAAACCAAUGUCUCCUAAUCCGAGUGAGUCUUCAGCGUUGAUGGCGAGCUUCUUAAAAUCUUCCUGUAACUCCCCGGACCAUUCCAGCGGAGAGUACAGUUUUAACCAGAAGAAUUUCGAGAAUAUAUUGAGUCCCCUAGAUCCAGUCAGAUUGAAAGUAGAGAAUAAAUAUCUAAAAGAUGUUCUUGUGUCGCAGCUAGAUCUUAUUCAACAACAGUCUGAGACCAUUUUAUCCAAAGACAAGCAACUGAAGGCGUUAAGAAUGGAGAAUGAGCUUCUCCAGCAGAGACUGGAGAGACGGGAGCGGAGACGGGUUCGAGGAGAGUCGGAGGUUGAGAGUUCAAAAAGUUCCCUCCGAGACUCCUCCGAGGCUCCGGGUAAGGAGUUGAAUGCAAGGAAGAGGCCCUGUGUAUCCUCCUCUUCCCUUCCAAUCAUGAAUAAACGUACAAAAAGAGAAAACACUUGUGAUCCCGAGGAUUUUAUUCCGGCCGGGUUGCCGGAGAAAACCGUGAAAGUGCCUGAAUUUCCUCGGUUCGACGAUUUAACAGACGAAAUAUCCCUAUCCCGCCUUGGUGAUGACGUAAAACCUGUAGAACUUACUCCGACUCCGCCUCCGCCUAAUAUAAGACUCUCUGUUACCUCUGAAACCGGAGAAACUGGUCCUGAGGUGUCGGAGACGAGUGAAAGAAAGAAAAAGAAUCAAAGAAAACCGUCUACCGUUCCUUCGCCUGUUCUCGGAACCUUUGAACCACUGUUUACUCCAUAUCAUUACUUUAUCGGGUGCAGGAAUGAUAUAAUAAACAACGAUGAUAAAUUGAACGAAGUCGCCGCUCUUCAACGGGGCGUAGAGGUACCAAAAUGGAGGGAAGAUAAGGAUUAUACAACUAGGAUGGCUAAGAUUAACUCAUCCACAAAAAAGAAUCCAUUCUUGAAUAAGUACAAGGAGGGGGACGAGCUUCUAGAUGAUGUCGUCUUCCUCAAACGACAUGAGAAACCGGAAAUUGCAGAGAAGAGGCAGAAAAAAUGGGAUAUACAGCGGCUCCGUGAGAUAACAUAUUGUGAGAAAUUAAAAGCUCGCCAACAUGGAGCUGGGAGAAACAAGAAAACUGAACCAGACUCCCUUCUACCCACCCCGGAGGCUGCCCAGAGAAUACAAAUAUUGAAGGACGGGAAGGUUCCGGUCACAGCAUUCGGAGAACCAGUCCCUUCACUAGAAAAAACAUAUUUCUCCCUGCCCUGGUUGGAUGUAAAGGAGGAGAGAAGUUUCGUCCAGAGAAGACCCCGACACACCUCUCUUUAUCUGUGUACAUUGGAUGCCUCAAUGACAACUAAAUCUACAAUUUAUAUCUUUCUUCUCUCCCUAUCCUUAUUAUGCCAUGUACUAGCCCAGGAAGAAACAAAGGAGGUGCAAGGAGACUCUCCUGCCAAGAAAUCUAUAGCGGAGGAACUAGCCGAACAGGGUUCCAAGGUGUCAGAUGAUAGGUUCCUACACGGGUUCCUGGCUUCUCUAUCCGUUAUCAUAGUUUCAGAACUAGGAGAUAAAACUUUCUUUAUCGCAGCCAUCAUGGCUAUGAAGCACCCCAGAUUAACAGUGUUUGCUGGUUCUAUUUUCUCCCUGGCUAUUAUGCAUGUCAUGGCCUCCUUUUUUGGAUACGCUACAACAGUCAUACCUAGAAUGAUCACCUACUAUCUAUCUUCCUUCUUGUUUGCCGUGUUCGGAUUGAAGAUGUUGCACGAGGGAUACCAUAUGUCCAAUACCGAGGCCCAGGAGGAGUUCGAGGAGGUGAACGAGGAGCUGAGGAAAAGGGAGGAGAAGGAUGGGAAGGGGGACCUCGAGUCCGGAGGAAAGAAGGAUAUUACCGCGGUGGCCUUCGCCGGGAAGAUAUUCAUUCAGGCGUUUACAAUGACAAUGUUGGCGGAGUGGGGAGACAGGUCACAGCUAGCCACAGUUAUUCUAGCUGCCCGUGAGGAUGUUUAUGGAGUGUGUGUGGGCGGAGUACUGGGACACGCCUUGUGUACUGGACUAGCUGUCCUGGGAGGACGGAUUAUUGCCACUAGGAUAUCAGUCAGGACUGUUACACUGAUCGGUGGAGCUGUAUUCCUUCUGUUUGCAUUCAGUGCUCUAGUGAUGAGUCCGGAGGAAUAGAUUUAACCCUUUAUACUUGGAUACCAGAGCUUUAUUCUCUACUGGAUAUCAGUUCCGAGAAAACAUCCUGUUCCUUCUCCGGGUAGGCUGAUUAGUAGGGAACCCGGGGAGAAUUUAUCAAUCAAUAUUGUAGUUCAAUGUAUUUCUUGCUCCGGGUGGCUAGUAGGAAACCUGAGAUAAACGGUAGAUCAACCAGUUAAUCAAUCAAUCAACCCAUAGAUAAACAUUUUUCCGACUGUUAAUUUAACUCAAUACUAGUAUUUAUUUGCUCACAAAAAUAUCUGCUUAAAAGGACCGUAACCAUAGUUUCAAGUAACCCUUUAUUUAAAGAUGACAAUGCCCGAUUCACAACUGUACCUUUAAUAGCUUUGUCGAAUCAAGUAUGAAUUAGAUAUCAAUGUUUAUAAUUUAGAAAACUGAUUUAAAAAAAAAUCAAUCUAGAAAAUUGAUCAGAGGAAUGGGUCCAAGGGAAACAGGCAUUGCCAUAUUUGCACGAAGGGAACUAGAAUCAGGGUGGAAACUGACAUAAAUAUAUUUUUCCAUCAUUAUCCAGUCCUCCAAAUAGAUAUGCAUUAAUUCAAGAAUCUGUCUUGAAACUUUUAAACCUGGAUUUCUCGAUCC